Molecule: messenger RNA, 641 nt
Organism: Boleophthalmus pectinirostris (great blue-spotted mudskipper)
Lineage: Eukaryota; Metazoa; Chordata; Actinopteri; Gobiiformes; Gobiidae
Product: solute carrier family 41 member 3-like
Exons: 3
Coding region: 237-641 (134 amino acids)
Biological process (GO): monoatomic cation transport
Cellular component (GO): plasma membrane
Molecular function (GO): monoatomic cation transmembrane transporter activity
Source: RefSeq, a predicted model, not a curated record
AUGUGUAUAUGUACAUGUGUAGAUCUGUCAGCAGCAGAGCUCCAGGAAAGGUAUGUUAAGCUGUUGUCAAGGACUUAUAUAUGUGUGCUUACACUAAGAAAAAGUCAGCCAGUGUCACUUUGACUGAAGAGUAAAAAACUUGAAACUUAAACUCGGCUUGAACAUUUUUCACUCAUCAGCACAUUAGAUGAAGCUUGUAAUAAGAUUUUGACCGGAGAAGGACUAAAGUAAUCAUCAUGGUGGCAAUUCAUCUUUGGUUGGAACUACGUUUUGAAGGCAAAAAGCUGCGAGGGGUUAGAUGUGAAGUAACACACCUGCUCCAAGGUCCACUGCCUGACAGCACAUGGAGCAUCAGCGUUCAGAUCCUCCUGCCCUUUCUGGUGUCUGGACUAGGCAUGGUGGCAGCUGGCAUCGUCAUGGAUACAGUGCAACACUGGGAUGUGUUCAGGGACAUCUCAGAGGUUUUUAUUUUGGUGCCAGCUCUGGUGGGACUGAAAGGAAAUCUGGAAAUGACACUGGCAUCCAGACUGUCAACAGCAGCCAACACAGGGCAGAUGGACGAGCUACAGCAGCAAUGGACCUUGGUGCUCUGUAAUCUGGUUCUUAUUCAGGUGACUUGCACCACACUCCAAACUACUUAA